Messenger RNA from Drosophila gunungcola (fruit fly), 2284 nucleotides. RefSeq names its product protein vreteno. The coding region runs from base 101 to 2179 and encodes 692 amino acids. Lineage: Eukaryota; Metazoa; Arthropoda; Insecta; Diptera; Drosophilidae. The transcript is spliced from 7 exons. The record is from RefSeq and is a predicted model, not a curated record.
UGGCAAACUGAGCAACGGUCACACUCUUUCAAUUCCACGCGCUAGGAAGUGAAAUUCGAAUCCAGGUAAAUUCACAAGUUAAUUCAGAAGUAAAGCUUCAAUGGAGACUUCAGAGGAGGACUGGUCUGGUUUCAAUCCCAUGGCCAAAGAUUUCUACGACGAGGCGCAGAAUACAUACACCAACGAAUCGGGACAAAAUCUGAUCGAGGAAGCACCUGCUCCGCUCAAAGAUGAAAAGGAGAAACGCGCCGCCAGGCAGGCUAAAUAUCCGUAUCUGGUGGUUCCCAAGAGCAGUCCCUUUUUGACGGAAAUGAUGCUUAUCAACUUCUUUGGACGUGAUCUCAUUCACGACAUGGAAUACCGCAGGGUUUCGCGUGUCUACUUUGUCUAUUUCCCCAACAUUGGAUCCCUAGAGACUGCGCGACUGCGAGUGGAGCGAUUCCCAAACCUGAUCAGGUGCAUCACUGGUCGCCAUCAGACGGAGCACGAAAGCACUGUACCCGAGUCUCUGAAAUCGAAUGAGCCAAUGCCAAAACCAAGUCCGGCUUUUUCGCUAACUGAGCGUACUCCUGUCGAUCUGCAUGCCCGUAAUAUUGCAGUCUCAUCCGCCAGGAACAAACACCCCGAAUUCAGGCGCCCUCCGCUGGUCACCAAAGAGGACUAUACAGCCAAGGGAUCGCUUUUGGCCAGAAACGAUCCAAAUCAACGCUAUCUCAAUGUCAAGUACGAGUUCGCCCUGGAGCGCCACGGUGUCUAUAGAGUGAAGGACGAAACGAAGAUUCCCCAGGUCAUUAUGCACUUUCGAUCCGGAAGAACUGUUCCAGUUUCAACGAUUAAUGCCGGUGAGAAGAUCAAACCCGAAAACCUGCUGGAACAAGGAGUAAGCAAAUGCGUGGUGUGCCAAAACUGGACAGAUACUUUCUGUAAGCUGUGCAAGAUGCCCUUCUGCAAUGCAUCCUGUUUCGCGGAUGUGGCCGACAAGCACAAAGAGGCGUGCGGCAAGGGAGAGCUGCUCGAACUUGACGCAAAGGUGGGCCGUAAGUUUCCAAAGCCCGGACUGCCGCCGUCCGGGUCCAAGGUCAGGAUCACCGCUUUCGAGCAGACAAAUGUGGUCUAUGUCCGCUCGGCUGACAUUCAGGUGGACAUCGCCUAUUACUCCGUUCUCAAGGAGGUGAUGAUGAAAGGCAAAACCGCGUCCAAACUCCUCAACAAGCCAGUCUGUGGACAGAUCGUGCUCUACGAGUUUGAGACCAAAAUCUCGCGAGCCAUGGUGCUCAAUGUUGAUGAUCCCAAAGAAAUCUAUGUGGUCUGCAUUGAUUUUGGCAGCGUUGAAAUCACGCAGCUGGAAAAUCUCUACGACUGUAGUCCCUAUCUGGCUGCAUUGCCUUGUUAUCCCGUGGCGGUGCAACUGCGCGGAGUGCGCAGGCGCUUUCUGGGUCCCAACAUACGGGAAAUUAUGUACAAACUUGACCAGGAAUUGAUAUUUGAUAUCAAAUACUCCAAGCGCGAGUACGACUUUAGCAAGGGCUUGCAAAUCGUGGUGAUGACCCAGAUCGAUUUAAAUAUCAGCUUGAACCGUAUUUUUAAAACCAUAUUGACACCUGUGGAGCCGGGCUUAUCGGAAUUGGGUUACCAGGAGGAAUGGCUUUCACACAUUCGUUUGCCCACUGGCAAGAACAUUGAUUUGGUUGUGAUGGACAACACGUUAAUGAAGUGCGGCUUAAUUUACUGCACGCCCAGAGAUCUGGCUUACGAGAUCACCAAAAUGCAGCGGGACCUGCAGGAUUAUGGCGAAAAGAUUGCAAAGUGCCAAUCCUACGCUCCACAGAAAAAUACGAUUUGUAUCGCUAAAUACGAGGGGAAAUGGUGCCGUGGUCUUUUCUUGGAAACGGUGGGUGAUGGAUAUCCCAGCAUUUUGUUUAUCGAUUACGGAAACAUUGUGCCGACCCAUGUCAGCGACAUACGCCCGUAUCCGCCGCAGUUUACUUUCCCUAUAAUGACCACGGAGCUGGAUUUAAUUGGUUGGCCUGGCGAGCUCACCGAUGAGCAGAUCAAACGUCUCGAGCAGUUUUUGGCAGUGGGCUCCACCGUGAGCUGCAGCGAGAUCAUUUACAGCAAGGAAGACAAUAACUAUUCCGUUCGCUUUGACAAACUGCAGGAAAUUUUAAAUCUCCCAUAAUUUUUCCACAAGAAUUUAACAAAAUUUGUGAAACCAAACAGGACAUAAAUCCAUUAAUUUAUAUAUCACCUUUAUAUAUUUAAUCCUGAAGUUCAAGAUCUCUUC